AUGGAAGACUCCUCGGGUUCUGGCUCUCCGCUAGCUCAAGGCCCAAAUUCUUCUGGGCGUUCUCAUACUACACGCUCUAGGUCCCGUUCCAUAGUGUCCAAUUCCGGUGUCACGGGCCACACAAAUGUCCAUGCCAGACUGCCUUCAAACAUUCCACAGUACAACCAGGACACUCAUCCCCUGACCGAUCCUUCUCUCCUAGCAUUGACCCAGCAGCAGAUUCAAGAGAAUCAACCCCCCAUUGACACUGCACUAUUGGGAUCACCAUCUAUGCUUUCUCCCAGCACAUCAUUCCCCAUCGACCCAGCUCUUGGUGGUGUACCGGAACCUUCUCCUUCCCCUGCCGUUGGCUCAACUUCCACACCCGUUCCCGAAAUGCUCAGCCUCAACCAGGAAGUGCAACCAAAGGAGGAGGAUACUCGCGAGUUUGAGACUGUAAUGGGCGAAGAGGAGAAUCCUGGUCCCUCAUCAGGCCGGAAUUCAAAGAGAACAUCUGCAGUUGUUGAGGAUAACGAUGCAGAACUUCGUCGACUAGCGGAAGAGACUCGAAUGGUACCUUUAGACGAGCUUGCUCGGAGGGUCCGGAAUGAUGAGAAUUCUCCUUCAGCGGAAAAGACAAGACAGGUUUAUGGAUUAGGAUGGCUGCAAAAGAAUUGCGAGAGAGUCCCAGACGCCUCUGUCGCUGUACCGCGCAACCGUGUAUAUGCCCGUUAUGUGGGAAUCUGUGCAAAUGAACGCAUAAAGCCUUUAAACCCUGCAUCGUUUGGGAAACUUGUUCGGCUCAUGUUUCCAGAAAUUAAGACUCGCAGACUUGGUGUUCGCGGACAAUCCAAGUACCACUAUUGUGGUAUUCGCCUCGCUGGCGAGCAGUCAUCCCCUAAAGUCUCGCAAGGUUCAGGUUCCGCAUCAGGAUCGGAACCACCCGCGCAAGCGGCUGGGGAUGAUCAUCUGCAAGUCUUCAACCCUUCAGCUCCUUUUUUGGCUGAGUUACUGACCGUUGACAGAAUGAGUAAUGGCUCGGCUCAGCCCUUCAGUAACUCUUUUCAAACUUCAAUAGAAAACAACAUCGAAAAUUCGUCAUUCUACAAAACUUCGAGCGUCUCCACUGAAUAUCCCAUAUCUUCAUUCCUCCAUCAAGAAUUAUUCUUUUCCCGUAACGAAUCUGACCAUCUUUCGACCCCAAAUGAAAUCCUCAAACUACCAAACAUCGAUCUUUAUGCCCCCCUAGGCACAGACCCAGAUAUCGCAGCCACUUUAACUGCUAUAUACAGAUCCCAUUGCACUUCCCUCGUAGAAUGCGUACGCUAUAUGCGAUUAAAACAAUUCCAUCAGCUGUUUAUAUCUUUUCAUGGCACCCUCACAGCUCCUGUCCAAAAACUUUUGGGUGAACCCUCAUUGGCUCUUUGGAUUCGAGAGUCUGACUGGGUCAUGUACAAGGAAAUGAUACGUAUUUUUUCAAGUCUCUUAGAUCGCUUAUUGCGAGUAAACGAUGCUGCGCAUGCAGCGGCUAGAUUUCUCGGUAACCCCCCGGACCGAGGGCAAAUGAUAAAAGACUGGAAAGAAUUCGUGAACGCCCAAACAAUUGUGGAUAGAGAACUUCCGUGUGGUGCAAUGUCUGUCGUGGAAAUUUUACAUAACGAGGUUAUCAGCUUAUUACAGCCACCCUCUGCGCCUGAUGGAGGUAACAUGUCACCAGCACCAGGAGCGGAAGACGGAUCGCCUACAACGGAGAGUGUUCUAGAUCGGUGGACACAAUUUUUAACAUUCCUCCCCCACCGCUUUUCUGGGACUGAACCCAGACUUUUCAACCUUUGCCUGGGGGCGGUCGCUUCUGCAGCGCUCAGAGACCUAACAACGAACGGAGCAGUCUCAUUUGGAAGCUGGUGGGUUGUGAGAUGUUGGAUAGAUGAAUGGAUGGGAUGGCUCGCAGAGCGAGGGGGGUUUCUGCGGCAUACUGCCGAGGCGACUGUGCAUAUAAACCGGGUUAACGAGGACCGAGGCUCGAUUGAUGUGGAUUUAAUAGACGGGGGCGAUGAAAUGGGUCAUGAUGAUAGCGGGAUAUCUUUGCGUGGGGAGGAGCCACUCAAUAUGCUGGAUGAUGUAGGAGACGAUCGAGACAACAGGAUGGUGCCUGUGAAGUUUGGAAAGUAA
Messenger RNA from Morchella sextelata, 2151 nucleotides. RefSeq lists its product as uncharacterized. Gene Ontology annotation, biological process: regulation of transcription by RNA polymerase II. Gene Ontology annotation, molecular function: DNA-binding transcription factor activity, RNA polymerase II-specific; RNA polymerase II cis-regulatory region sequence-specific DNA binding. NCBI's taxonomy places the organism in Eukaryota, Fungi, Ascomycota, Pezizomycetes, Pezizales, Morchellaceae. The record is from RefSeq and is a predicted model, not a curated record. The transcript has 5 exons. Bases 1 to 2151 code for a protein of 716 amino acids.